Saprolegnia diclina VS20 is the source of this 1382-nucleotide messenger RNA. Its product is annotated as CAMK protein kinase. Gene Ontology annotation, molecular function: calcium/calmodulin-dependent protein kinase activity; calmodulin binding; calcium-dependent protein serine/threonine kinase activity. The transcript has a single exon. Lineage: Eukaryota; Oomycota; Saprolegniomycetes; Saprolegniales; Saprolegniaceae. The record is from RefSeq and is a predicted model, not a curated record. The coding region runs from base 1 to 1335 and encodes 444 amino acids. Gene Ontology annotation, biological process: peptidyl-serine phosphorylation; intracellular signal transduction; protein autophosphorylation. Gene Ontology annotation, cellular component: cytoplasm; nucleus.
AUGCGCAUUGCGACCCGCCACUCGAGUCCCGAGACGCGGUCCUCGUUCGCGUCGUCGUCGUCGUCGGUCUCAACCCCGAUGGUGACGCUGUCGCUGCCCGACGUGCGCCACCACCCGACAACCAACGCCGUGCACAUCAAGGUCCCCGAGCUCCACGGGGUGCUGCAAGAACGCAACUUUUCCAAGCGCUUUCGGUGGCUGCAAUGGAAGCGCCAAAAGACCUCGGACGCCACCGACUGCUGGGUCGACUUUGACGGCUACACGUGGCGAUGGUUCCCACGCACCGGGCCCGGCGUGUACAAGUCGUCGCCGACGCACGUGCUCUCGAUCAAUCCGCUUUCGCGUGUCGACGUCGCCGUCGACGGCAGCUGCUUCCAGCUCUUUGACGACGGCAAAGCGUUUACAUUUUACACGUCGAGCCACGACCAGUGCGCAUCGUGGACGACAGCGCUCGAGGCGGCGAUGGUCGCCCAAGCAUAUCUGGCCAAGUACCACCUCGGGCCGGUCCUCGGGUCGGGCGGCAGCGCGUUCGUGCACAGCCUCGUGCUGCAGAAUGCGCCGACGGACCUCGUUGUCAAGCUCGUGGUUGGUCAGAAGGACCUUGUCGAGAACGAGAUUGCAAUUCUGUGUCAUCUGUCGACGGCGUCGCCGGCCUUGCAAGCGCAUGUGCCAUCGCUCGUCAAGGCCUUUGACCUCCAAGAGCAGCAGGCCACCGGUCUCGUGCUGCCUCGCUACGAUGGCGGGUCGCUCCACGAUCGUAUGCGGAGCCUGCCCCCGCUCUCAUCGGCCAACGUCGCCUCGCGGGAAGCGGCGGCAAAACGGCUCAUGCGCUCGCUGCUCGGCAUCUUGGAGCUUUUACACGGCGCCGAUGUGCUGCACCUCGACCUCAAGCCGGCCAACAUCCUCUUCAAGACCCUCGAGGAUGAUUGCACGCAACUCGUGCUCAUCGACUUUGGCCUUGCGAUGCGGCCGAGUGCCUAUGACCCCAAGAACGCACUCCACGACGCGGUGCGGGGUACACCAGGGUACCUCGCACCCGAGCUGCUCUCGAUCGGCGACGACGGUCCGCUGCCCGUCUCGAGCGCCACGGAUGUCUUUAGCGCCGGUGUUCUUCUGUACAACUACCUUCUCGGUGUCGCCCCGUUUCAAGGCGCGACCAAAGGACAGCUUCUGGAGCGCAUGCGCCAAGGGCAAAUGGUGCGCCCGCAAGCGACAUGGGCGCUUCUGUCGGCCGACGCGCAGGACUUUGUCAUGAGCAUGCUUCAACGCAAGCCGCGCCAUCGGGCGUCAACGUCGACGCUGCAGUCCCAUCCAUGGCUCGCAGCCACCAACUAGGCGUUUGUAGCAGCACUUGCACACUCUAUUAUUUAUCAACACUUUGU